AAAUUUUAGAGAGACAGGCUUUACCGGUCAGCUAAUACUUCAUAGUUGUAUUCCUAGUUGUUGUUGUUCCGGCUAAUUUUAGCUAAACGAAGAGAUCCCAUUGAGCAGCUUUAGGGACACAGAUCAGCAUGGAUAUUGGUGCUUUUCCCUCCUGAAACCCUUGUGUCUCUGUGUGGGUCAUGCAAGAGUUGUCCAUGGAAAAUACAUAGUUGUGUGGCUGGUAAUUCCCUUCAGCGUUCCUUUUGGUUUGGGGGCCUAAGGGAGAAGAAUUUUUUAUCACUACAAAAAUGAUCCUCGUGGGAUUUCCUUAUUGUGUUCCCAAAGAUGUGGCUUGAGUGUCCUCAGUGGCCAUCAAAGGAAUUCUAGAGAAAUGAUUCCAGCAAACAAAUUGAGCUGAAGGUGAAGCCAAGAGUUGAAUCAAGCUGGCUUCCUUUUUGAAAAGCUGAAACUCAGAACAUCUUGAGGGGUUUUAUCUCUAAGACUGAAAAUGUUGCCUUAGAACAAGUUUCAGUUCUGUUUUUAUUCACCAUGUCCUCUUUAGAUUUAGAACUCUUCUGGUCUCCAGAUAGCGUGGUGCCUUCAUUGGAGUAAAAGUAUGUGGGAUAGGGGAUUUUUCGGCACUUCUAGGAGAAACCCAAGGGACACAACUAUGUAGUUUGGACACUUGUCCCAGUGGAAACCGAAGGAUCUCUCCUCUUCCCAAGCACAGCGUGGGAAAUGUAUUGGAUGGUCUGUGGUGAAGCAGCUUUCAGCCCUUCAGCAAAAAUUGCUUGGCUGGAUGAUUGAAAAUUAUCUGUUCAGAAUAUACUUUGAGACCAGAUAGCAUACUUUAAUAGUUCAUGAAAUAAAUAAAUAAAAAGUGGUUCUGUGAACUGCUCCAGUAUUUGGGGAGUUUGACGAAGAGGAUGUGGAAUUUAUGUCCAUGUCAAGUCUAUCUUGAUAUGUUUUGGCAACCUCCCUGGGUUUGUCAUGAUGUGCUGUGUUGGGGUGUUGGAGUGCCAGACGUCUGCCGCUGCUUUUCCAUGAAGCGAUGGGUAUCUGUCCAGUCAGAUCCAGUUACGCGUGUUUUCUUCCUUCAGUGGCACAUCCCCACUGGCUUGCCUGAACGCUAUGCUCCACUCCAAUUCAAGGAGCUGUGAUGGGCUUUUUUACAAACUCCCCGGGCGCAUCAGCCUUUUCACCCUCAAGAAAGAUGCUGUGCAGUGGUCCCGGAACCUGUCUGCACCUGAGGGAGAGGAGCUAGACGACACUGCUGAUGCUGAAAGCAGCAGCUCCAACGAAGCUGCCAGCACUGUGAGUGGCGAUAAUGAUGUAUCUCUAGACGAAACCUCUUCAAACGCCUCUUGUUCCACUGAGCCUCAGAGCAAGAGUGUGUCUGCUGUCCGGGAGAGCCAGAGAGCGGCUUCUCAGGCAAGCAAACAGAAGAAAAAGACAGGCGUGAUGCUUCCCCGUGUUGUUCUGACUCCUUUGAAAGUAAAUGGUGCUCAUAUGGAAACUUCAUCAGGGUUCACGGGGAGACAGGCUGGUGGCGAGAGCAGCAGUGGCAGUUCGUCAACCCUCUGCGGCAGCACGGUGCGUGGCAGGACAGAAAUCGCCAGGGAGCCGCCCCAGCUGUUCCGGGGAUUCCGUAAACCCUCAGGCGGACAAAUGAAGAGGAACAGAGGCGACGAUAUAGACUUCGAGACGCCUGGCUCCAUUCUCGUCAACACAAACCUGCGAGCGCUGAUCAACUCCAGGACCUUCAACGCGCUGCCCCUGCCCUUCCAGCAGCAGCUCCUGCUUCUCCUUCCCGAGGUGGACCGGCAGGCUGGCGCGGACGGAUUGAUGCGGCUCAGUGGAAGCGCGUUGAAUAACGAGUUCUUCACCCAUGCUGCUCAGAGCUGGAGGGAGAGGCUGGCCGACGGGGAGUUCACUCACGAGAUGCAGGUUCGCAUAAGGCAGGAAAUGGAGAAAGAGAAGAAAACGGAGCAGUGGAAAGAGAGGUUCUUCGAGGACUACUAUGGGCAGAAGCUCGGCUUGGCCAGAGAGGAACCCCAGCAGAAAAACUCCACGCCCGGAGACACGGAUGACAAGGCGGCCGCCGCCGCCGCCUCCCACAAAGAACCUGGCCGGGCGCAGCGCGGUCCUGUCACCCGGCAGCGCGACGGGCAUUUCAAGAAGCAUUCCCUGCGAUGCCGGACCCGGCGGAGCCUAUAUAAAUUGCGUGAGUCUGAGCAAGCAGAGGCUGCCAAAGAGGCGUUGUCGGUGGAGGCCGAGUCCACCGACUGUAAAGACACAAAGCCAGAGGCGGAGCUGUGUGAAGGGAGCCGGGCCUCUCUGAAGACGGAGACUCCGCCCGAAGCGACCAGGAUCCUGAGCAAGGCGGAAGACGUGAUGGCGGUGGCGGCGGCAGCAGCGGCCAGGAUUCCCAGCCUGCCUCAGGAGCCCCAAGACCAGGAGUCCAAGGAGCAGAAGCGGAAGUGCUCCGAGCAGGCGGCCUCCGCCUCCUUCCCUGAGAAGAAGCCCCGGCUCGAAGACCGUCAGUCCUUUCGUAACACAAUUGAAAGUGUUCACCCAGAAAAGCCACAGCCCACCAAAGAGGAGCCCAAAGUCCCACCCAUCCGGAUUCAACUUUCCCGCAUCAAACCCCCCUGGGUGGUUAAAGGUCAGCCAACCUACCAGAUAUGUCCUAGGAUUAUCCCCAAUUCAGAGCCCUCCAGCCAGGACAGAACUGAGGCCCCAACCUCUGCUGACUUUAAGGCCUGUGCUGUGCAAGGCAGGACCCAACGAGAGGCUGCUGCUCCUGCCGCCGCCAUUGGAGGUGGGGGUGGGCCGGGAGGAGGCGGAAGGUGCACGGACGAAGGCGGCGGCGGCGGCGGUGGCGGUGGUGGCGGCGGCCGCAGCAGCCGGAUCCGGCCACCCAGUGAGCGCCCCAAGUGCUGGAGAUCGAAGAGAACCCGUGGCAAGUGCAUGCCAAGUGUACAGCGAGCACAGUUAUUGUCGCCUCCCCACUUAGAAGAAGAGGCCGGCUCUGAGCUGGCUAAAGCAAGCUUGCCUGCUUGGGCGAGGGCCGAGGCCGGCUCUCCCACCCUUGAGGGCGACGUGGCACCUGAGCAGGCUGCCCGCCGUGCUUCACUGGGGGGCGAAGGUGCCAUCCCGCUUGCAGAGUCCUCAGGAAGCAGCCGCUUGGGCGGCCCGGGGCCUGAGCUGCCCCUUGACGGCGUAGCCCCGGAGACACUGGUGGGGAGCUCCGGGCAUCUUCGCAGUGGCCUCCGUAGUGAACCGCCCCCAGCUCUUGCUUCGCAGGGAAGCCGUGAUGAGAAGGAAGGGCGGGAACUCCCUCCGAGUAACCCACCAAGCCGUUCUUUGCUAGACAAUUGUCCAAUGGAUCUCCUUGGAGACCCGAGGAGAGCGGAAGGGCUUGACGGAGUCGUCCUGAACUGCGUCUCUGCUGUGAAGGAAACCGGCAGCAGCUCCUGCUCUACUCUGGAUCUGCCGCCGGAGAGCGACGAGGAAGAGAGGUUUGCUGUGUCUGGCUCUCAGGCGCAGGAGCCUCCAGGGAGCUCUCGAACCGUUGGGACAGAGGAGUUGACCCAGAAGGUCCCUGUGUCGUCCCCGCAGCAGCUGACAACCCAGUGGCAUGGAGGAGAAAGGCCAGGUGACGAGGGUGAAGCGUCUCCGUCCUCCAAGCCGGUUCCAGUGUCCGACGGCUUAAAUGCUUCCCAGGGCAGUUCCGUCCCCAAAAGCCUUCCCCCGUGGGAGAUGCUGCUGGGUACCAGAGCAGAGGCAGCCGGCCAGCCAGCGGAGGCUGUGCCAAGAACCACCCCCUCCAGCGAUGACGACACCCAGAGCAUGGUGAGCGAGACGACGGAGACGGCAUCAGAAGCGGAGCUCACAGACGAGAAUGCGGAGUUGAGCCAGGACAGCAGCAAAGCUGCACAGAAUGGAGCUGCUCCCCACAGGGACCGCCUGGAGCAAUGUAACGGGAUCAGGUCUGAAUGUUUUGCAAGAACUGGCGCACGGCCACGCAGGGAGGACUUGCCCGCGGAAGCGGGGCUCACCGGCCUCUGCCCGCCGCAGCGCUGGGGGCUGCUGCAGCCAUCUCUUCUCCCGAAAGCUUGUGGACCUGCUCUCCCUGCCGAUUUAGAAAGCCAGAAAAGGCCCCUGCUGAGCAGCCCCAAACCGCUGCCCGUCGAAGCGUGCAACCCUCUCGUGGUGCAGUUGCUGAAGGGCGGCCUGCCUCCGGAAACGGCCCUUCCAGGAUCAUCUCUCAGUGGCGCCACGGCGGCCGCUGCCGCCUCCCCGAACAGGCCCUCUGCAGAGCGUUCAUUUGCAGUAGGGAGCAAGAGUUGCCUUUCCCAAAAGUCUCUCCGGGAUGAGGGGAUUGACGUGAGCGGCACCGUCAGGAACGGGUACUGCGUGCCAGUGUCUUUGAGGGACUCUCCCAAAAGCCAGUGCGCCCCCGGCCCAGUUCCCAUGCCUGUGGAGAGGCUGGAGAAAGAGCCACAGGGCCCAGAGCAAAGCCCUCCGCUGACUUCCACCUCAAACGCUCCAGGUCAAGCAGUGAGCACUACCCGGAAGCCUGACGCCUCUCGCUUGAGAGGGCGGGGAGCGUCCUCACCCCACGACUCCGUCGAUCAGAAGGAUGUUGCCGCCGCUGCAGCCCCUGCACUGCCUGUGGCUGGCGGGAGCCCAGAAAAGCAGCUGAAUGCAGCCACAGGACCCAGGUUACCUCCCGGCAGAACCUCUCUGGGUCCUGAUCAGUUGAGCGCAGAGCCUGUUCCCAAGAGUCACGGAGCUCGUGGGAAGAAGGUCUUUGGCUCUGGCUUCACCGCGAGAGCGCAGCAUCCCGGCGUGCCGGAACCCUUUCCCAUGGCGGGCAUGCUGUCGCACAGCAAGCUCAUGCUGCCUCCACCCAAGGGUGCCCCGUUGGGAGCUGGCCUGCAGCCCACGAGGGAAGACGGUCCCCCGAAGCCGCGUGCUCAUGGCGGAGGCGGAGCCGAGAACAAGCACGUCCCGGCCUCCGCUGGCCCGGUCAAGAGGAACGUGGAGAAGCGGAAGGAGGCCUCGGUGGGCUCGGCCGAGUUCAUGGAGCAUCUGCAGAGUAUCCCCCUGGUGAGGGGCUUGCCCUUCUUCAAGUUGCCGCGAGAGCCGGGAAGGGGGCCGGCCCAGCCGCUGGAGCCGUCCUCCAUCCCUUCCCAGCUCAACAUCAAGCAGGCCUUUUACGGGAAGCUUUCGAAGCUGCAGCUUCAUCCUGCCGGUCUCAACCACGCCUCCAACGCGCCGGUUUUCCCCAGAAGUCUCGCGGAAAGCCUGAUGCCGCUGGGCCACAAAGUGAACUUUGCCGCGUCUCGCGGCGUGUCCCUCUCUGCACAGAUGUUCGCCGACAGCAGCACCAUGGAAGAACUUGCCCUCAAGUGCUCCUGCAGCCUGAAAGCCAUGAUCAUGUGCAAAGGCUGCGGGGCGUUUUGCCACGAUGACUGCAUCGGCCCCUCCAAGCUGUGUGUGUUGUGCCUUGUGGUCAGAUGAUGCAUUUCCGGCCCCUGGGAGGAACCGCCGUAUAUUUAGUGUGUCUGUUUUGAUAAAUGAGGAUCCCUGGACCUGUACGCGGAAUAUUCUGGUCAUUCUGGAGGUGAUGUCGACGGUGUACCUUUUGGUUUUCCUGCCACAAUGGGGACGGUCCGGUUUCCCAGGGCUUGCCCCUCAAAGGAACUGGUGAAUAGGUUGCCUGGUCAAUGCCCUCCCUGGCACUGGUGAUCUUGUCCCAUGAGCCUUUGGGGAAAGGAGGGCUGCUUUUUGUUGUUGAUGCCUCCGUAGGAACCAGAGCCAGCGCCGUCUGUUGCUGAAGGCCGGAGUUAGGUCUGCCCCAGCUUGCUGAAGGGAAGCAGAAUUCUGUCUUCCAUUCUCCCUUCCUGCCGUCUCCCUCGCUUGGCCUAUGGGCGUGGGGAAACCUUUUUGAGAGGCCUCCGUCUAGGCACAGCGGGAAAUCAGUGGCUGUGGGCUUCAGAUGUGGCAUGCAGGAAGCGGGGUGGCCACUGCAGUGGUGAGCAUGCCUCCCCAUCUGUCCUGGGGGCAGCUUUAGUCUGUGGCUGUCAACAGCCUGAGAACUGGGGCCACCCGUGAGUGCUGGGCUGCACAUGACUCCUUGCUUCCUGAGCAGUGUCAUUUUUUAAAAGUAUAUAUAUAGAUAUAUAUAUAAAUAUAAUUUUAAACUUUUUGUUCUUGGGUGUAAAAAGUGAAAUGUUUGGCUCCUAUAUGUACCCUCUAUGCAUCUGUUCGAUCAUGUAUUUAUAUGUUGUACACAGUACUGGCCAAUUCUGUAAAUUGAUGUUAUGUACAUAAAGGUUUUUGUUUGGGGGGUUUUUUGGGUUUUUUUUUUUUUUUAAAUUCCUUCAUUUUUCAGGCUGCAGCAGUAUUGCAUUAAAGUGGUGUUGAUUUCUAAUUGCUAUCCAUAGUCAGAGCUGCUGUAUGCUGCCCUGCCGUAGAGGCAAGGCUGGCCCACGCCUCACAGCUGUGACUGCCCGUUUGACUGUCUAGGUGGGCUGUGCUGCCUUUUGGGGAGAGGACAGUGUGUGCUUCUGUGGAAGGCCUCACCCGGCUGCUCAGGCGUUGACGUUUUGGUUUUUGUUCCCCCCCCCUCCGCCUUUACUCUUAGCGGGAGCAGAAGGGGGCCUGGCUCACGUGAGGAGGCAACCCAGUGUCUCAUCUUUGGGAGUUAGCGGCCGUGUUCCCUACGACGGUGUGAGGGAGGAAGCAAAUUCUCCCUUUUUAUUAAAAGUGAAUGGAUAGUGAAGGUCUGUUUAUCUCCCUCUCUCUCUUUCUUUAGCUCUUACCUACCUCUUCCUUGACCGGGCUCCUCUCUUUCAUUGCAGACCUCCUCGCUUGAGAGCUAAUAGAAGUGUAAAAAUCUGGGCUUCAUCUCCAAAAUGGUUUACUCCUAAAUCAGUGGCAGCUUUUUAGUCGGGAACGUGGGAAAGAGUAAGGUGAAGUGAAUCACGGUAUUAAAGGCAACUAAGCUGAUGGUCUGAAACCUGCUUACCAAAGAUGGGGGGGCAGUAACUGGGGGCCCCUCGCUCUGCAUCCUCCAGGGCCACUAUUGUGUACAGACUGAUGCUGGUCUGGUGGGGAGGGGGAGGGAGUCCUCUCUGACGACCCCUGAUGUUGUAUGUCCCUUGUGGUAUUGGAAAAAAAAAUAAAACCUUUUGAAAAGCUGAA
Messenger RNA from Elgaria multicarinata webbii, 7194 nucleotides. It is a transcript of the gene ASXL1, whose product is annotated as ASXL transcriptional regulator 1. Lineage: Eukaryota; Metazoa; Chordata; Lepidosauria; Squamata; Anguidae. The record is from RefSeq and is a predicted model, not a curated record. Gene Ontology annotation, molecular function: chromatin binding; peroxisome proliferator activated receptor binding; DNA binding. The coding region runs from base 1111 to 5508 and encodes 1465 amino acids. Gene Ontology annotation, cellular component: PR-DUB complex. The transcript has 11 exons. Gene Ontology annotation, biological process: animal organ morphogenesis; positive regulation of transcription by RNA polymerase II.